GUGCGCUUGUUUCUUGUCGGAAGCUUUAAGUAGCUACCAGCAYGAGACGGAGUGGGAUAUUCUGUACUAAAUUAAUACAUAUCUGACUCCAGAAGGUUUUAUCCUUCAAAUUCAAGAUGUCUCGGGGCUCCAUAGAGAUUCCUUUGCGGGACACAGAUGAGGUUAUUGAGCUCGACUUUGACCAGCUGCCUGAAGGAGAUGAGGUCAUCAGUAUCUUGAAACAGGAGCACACGCAGCUGCACAUCUGGAUUGCUUUGGCGUUGGAGUACUACAAACAAGGCAAAACAGAGGACUUUGUCAAGCUUUUAGAAGCUGCCCGUAUUGAUGGAAACCUUGACUACAGAGACCAUGAGAAGGACCAGAUGACCUGUCUGGAUACUUUGGCAGCUUACUAUGUUCAGCAAGCGCGUAAAGAGAAAAACAAAGAUGCCAAGAAAGAGCUCAUCACGCAGGCCACCCUGCUAUAUACUAUGGCAGACAAGAUCAUCAUGUACGACCAGAACCACUUGUUGGGACGAGCCUGUUUCUGCUUGCUGGAAGGAGACAAAAUGGAUCAAGCUGACGCUCAGUUUCACUUUGUACUCAACCAGUCUACCAACAACAUCCCUGCUUUGCUUGGUAAGGCCUGCAUCUCCUUCAAUAAAAAGGAUUACAAAGGAGCACUGGCAUACUACAAAAAGGCUUUGCGUACAAACCCCGGCUGCCCAGCUGAGGUAAGGCUGGGAAUGGGCCACUGUUUUGUGAAACUAAACAAACUGGAGAAGGCCCGUCUGGCUUUCGGUCGAGCUCUGGAGCUGAAUUCAAAGUGUGUUGGAGCUCUGGUUGGUUUGGCGGUGUUGGAGCUCAACAACAAAGAGGCAGACUCCAUCAAGAACGGAGUUCAGCUCCUGUCUCGAGCCUACACCAUCGACCCCAGCAACCCCAUGGUGCUUAACCACCUCGCUAACCACUUCUUCUUCAAAAAGGACUACAGUAAAGUGCAACAUCUCGCCCUGCAUGCGUUCCACAACACGGAGGUUGAGGCCAUGCAGGCUGAGAGCUGCUAUCAGUUAGCACGCUCAUUCCACGUGCAGGAGGACUACGACCAGGCAUUUCAGUAUUAUUACCAGGCCACUCAGUUUGCUUCAUCCACCUUCGUGCUGCCCUUCUUUGGUCUUGGACAGAUGUAUGUGUAUCGUAGAGACAAGGAAAAUGCAGCUCAGUGCUUUGAAAAAGUGUUAAAGGCUUAUCCCAACAACUAUGAAACAAUGAAAAUCCUGGGGUCUCUUUAUGCAGCGUCUGAUGAUCAGGAAAAGAGAGACAUAGCAAAGGGCCACUUGAAGAAGGUAACAGAGCAGUAUCCAGAUGAUGUGGAGGCAUGGAUUGAACUGGCUCAGAUCUUGGAGCAGACAGAUAUCCAAGGCGCGCUUUCGGCUUACGGCACGGCCACUCGCAUCUUACAGGAGAAGGUCCAGGCUGACGUUCCCCCUGAGAUCCUUAACAACCUGGGGGCUCUGCACUUCAGACUGGGGAACCUGGGAGAAGCAAAGAAAUAUUUUCUUGCAUCCCUGGAGCGAGCCAAAGCUGAGGGAGAGCACGACGAGCAUUACUACAAUGCUAUUUCUGUCACCACCUCCUACAACCUGGCCCGUUUGUACGAGGCCAUGUGUGAAUUCCACGAAGCUGAGAAACUCUACAAAAACAUCCUCAGAGAACAUCCCAACUAUGUGGACUGUUAUUUACGUCUUGGUGCGAUGGCUCGUGACAAAGGAAACUUCUACGAGGCUUCGGACUGGUUCAAAGAAGCCCUGCAGAUCAAUCAGGAUCACCCAGACGCCUGGUCACUGAUUGGAAACCUUCAUUUAGCCAAACAGGAGUGGGGGCCAGGCCAAAAGAAGUUUGAGCGUAUUCUGAAACAGCCGUCCACGCAGAACGACACAUACUCCAUGCUGGCCCUGGGGAACGUGUGGCUGCAGACCCUGCACCAGCCUACCAGAGACCGUGAAAAGGAAAAGAGACAUCAGGAUCGAGCCCUGGCCAUAUACAAGCAAGUCCUGCGAAAUGAUGCCAAGAACCUUUAUGCUGCUAAUGGCAUCGGAGCCGUACUCGCCCAUAAGGGUUAUMUCAGAGAGGCGCGAGAUGUGUUUGCACAGGUGAGAGAGGCCACUGCAGAUAUCAGCGAUGUCUGGCUCAACCUGGCUCACAUCUACGUGGAACAGAAACAGUACAUCAGCGCCGUGCAGAUGUAUGAGAACUGCUUGAAGAAAUUCUACAAAUACCAGAACACAGAGGUGCUGCUGUACCUCGCAAGAGCCCUCUUCAAAUGUGGGAAACUACAAGAGUGCAAGCAGAUGCUGCUGAAGGCUCGGCAUGUGGCCCCCAGUGACACGGUGCUGAUGUUCAACGUGGCCCUGGUGCUCCAGAGGCUGGCCACGCUGGUACUGAAAGAUGAGAAGAGCAACUUGAAGGCUGUGCUCAGUGCCGUCAAAGAGCUUGAACUGGCUCACAGAUAUUUCAGUUACCUCAGCAAAGCUGGAGACAAGAUGAGGUUCGACCUCGCGCUCGCUGCUUCUGAGGCCAGGCAGUGCUCUGACCUGCUGAGUCAGGCUCAGUACCAUGUGGCCAGAGCCAGAAAGCAGGAUGAAGAGGAGAAGGAGCUCCGUGCCAAACAAGAACAGGAGAGGGACCUGCUGCGCCAACAGUUGCUAAAAGAACAGGAAGAAAAGCAAAAACGAGAAGCAGAGGAGCAGAAGAAGCUCCUGGAGCAGAGAGCUUUGUUUGUGGAGAAGACCAAGAACCUGCUCACCUUCGUAGACGGACCAAAAGAAGUCUCCAAAGACAAGAAGAAGGGAGGUGGCGGACGUCGUAAGAAAGGAGGCGACAUGGACGAAUUUGUUAACGACGAUUCUGACGAGGACCUGCCGCAGAGGAAGAAGAAGAGAAGGGACAGCGGCAGCGAGCAGGAGAAUGGCGAGGAAGGAGAGAAGAAAAAGAAGCGAAGGAGACCUGCGAAAGGAAGGGAUGACAGCGAUGACGAGGACGGAGAGUCUCGACCGAGGAAGCAGCGCAGACCCAAAGAAGGGCGCAAGAAGAUGGAGAGGCCCCAGCCUGAGCGUAUGCCACCGUCUCUUAAGGGAAAGAUCAAAUCUAAGGCCAUCAUCUCGUCCUCAGACUCCUCAUCAGAUGAGGAUGGACUGAAAAUAGCUGAAGAUAGACAACAAGACAAUGGCUCAGGUUCUGAUGAUGAAGACGGCGGCGGCGGCCACAGGAAGCGUAUAGCAUCCGACAGCGASUCGGACGGUGGAAAGAAAAGCUCUGGCAGUGAAGCGGGAAGCCCUCGGCGCUCCGCGGGCUCAGAGGAUGACGAGUCGGGCAGCGACACGCCUGUGAAGAAGAGGAGGGUACAGAGACAGUCGGACUCGGAACAGUCGGACAACGAAAGCAAGAGGAGUCAGUCGGGAUCGGACGAGUCGAGGGCCGCAUCACCUGUCGCAGCGUCAGACAGAGGUUCUGAAGCCGGGUCAGACGAGGGCUCCCCUCGCCGCUCUGACAACGGAUCAGAACAGGCCUCCAACAACGAAGAGGACAGUGAUUAAAUCACAAAUUCAUUUACUUUUCUUUUCUAUCAGAGGUUCAUGUCUGUGUUAGUACCUCACAUUUAGGCUAGGAAAGUUUUUGUUUUGAGAUGUUGUUUAUAUUCUACUGGAACUCUUGUUUUUAAAGACCUGUUUUGACCAACAGCUGGACAGAUGUCUCAUGGUCAAAUGAGAUUAACUCAAAGAUGGAAAAAUGUUUCAUGAAAUGUCACUCUUCCACUUGACAUUGGCUCAAAUAUUUCAAAUAAAACUUCCAAGACGUA
Messenger RNA from Austrofundulus limnaeus, 3838 nucleotides. It is a transcript of the gene ctr9, whose product is annotated as CTR9 homolog, Paf1/RNA polymerase II complex component. NCBI's taxonomy places the organism in Eukaryota, Metazoa, Chordata, Actinopteri, Cyprinodontiformes, Rivulidae. Gene Ontology annotation, molecular function: RNA polymerase II complex binding. The coding region runs from base 117 to 3575 and encodes 1152 amino acids. The record is from RefSeq and is a predicted model, not a curated record. Gene Ontology annotation, biological process: transcription elongation by RNA polymerase II; regulation of DNA-templated transcription. The transcript is spliced from 23 exons. Gene Ontology annotation, cellular component: Cdc73/Paf1 complex.